This is a messenger RNA of Durotheca rogersii, 666 nucleotides long. RefSeq lists its product as uncharacterized. The transcript has a single exon. The record is from RefSeq and is a predicted model, not a curated record. Bases 63 to 425 code for a protein of 120 amino acids. Lineage: Eukaryota; Fungi; Ascomycota; Sordariomycetes; Xylariales; Xylariaceae.
GGGGCGGGCGGCUAUCUGGGUCUUUAACGGUCCGUCGUGCGUCUACGACUCGGCGGCUACACAUGGUUUCUUGUUUGAUAGAGAGGGACACGAGGGAGGGAGAGACGGCCUCUGGCUCCAGUGCAGCUGGGGGAUGGCUGACUGGUGGCUCUCCUCGCCGGGUGACGUGCGCACGUAUGCUUUCUUUUAUCCUCCCCGCUCUCCUCCUCCUCCUCCUCCUCCUCCUCCUCCUCCUCCUCCCUUCUCUCUCUCUCUCUCUCUCUCUCUCUCUCUCUCUCUCUCCACAUAUAAAGGCGUUUACUCCCCCCGCACGGUGCGCUGGAGUCGAGUGGUUCUUUUUUUUCUUCUCGUUUCCUCGUUUUUUUGUUGUUAAGCACGGCGGCUGUCUGGCAAGCGGGUUUGGUAUAGGCUGGGUUAGGCUGUAGGGUAGCGAUGGCUGGGGAGGCAGGCCGGGAUAAGAGAAGGAGGGGAGACAGGGACGGUGUUUUUACUUGGAUCGACUCGAUGCGAGAGCGUCGUCAUUUAUCAUUGCCAUCAUCAAUUCAGCCCCGUUUCAUGACGUGAUUUCCCUAGGCGGCGUCUCGGGGACCUGAGAGACAGGCAGAAUUGCUGCAGACGCAGCGUUGGCAUUUAUCUAUCUUGCGCGCGCGCUCUCUCACGUACAUG